AUGCCCCUCGUCAUCCCCGGAAUCAACAACACCGGCAGCAGCGGCUCGGGCAACACUGAGGAGUGGAUGACCAAGCUGAUGGGCAAGCGGCUGGGCGACACGAGCAACGAGACGCAGUUCGCCAAGAAGGACCUGCCGCAGAACCACCGCGUCGUCGAGGACGGGGGCAUGAUGACCAUGGAUCAUAAUCCGGACCGACUCAAUAUCCACGUCGACAAAGACGGGACCGUCAAGAAAGUGACGCACGGAUGA
Molecule: messenger RNA, 252 nt
Organism: Fonsecaea erecta
Lineage: Eukaryota; Fungi; Ascomycota; Eurotiomycetes; Chaetothyriales; Herpotrichiellaceae
Exons: 2
Coding region: 1-252 (83 amino acids)
Source: RefSeq, a predicted model, not a curated record